UGUUAGUACAAAUUGCUGACAGAUGCCACUAUGGGACAAACCAUGGAGCGUCAUACGGGAGUUUCCUCAUUGCCGUUUGAAAGCGUUCGCAGAUAUUUGUCAAAUCAUGCCCCACUUUUUACUGGCAAAAACAUAAUUGCUUCUACUUGAGUCUCCGUUCUAGCGUGUUAUACAUCCCAACGCUUAGUUCAAAUCAUUCGGCCUUCUAGAUAACAACAAAAUGGUACUGCUACUCAUCUCAUUUUUGAUUGUACUUACGCUGUUAAAACUAGUUCAUCGAAACAACCACCGAUUCGCAAAGGACCUUCCAUCCGUCGAACCGUGCUAUCCACUGUUGGGCAAUGCAUUGAUGUUCGUCGGAAAAAGCCCUGAGCAAAAGUUUGAAAACCUAGCGCGAGGAUUUCUUCAAAAUGAUCGCCUUUUCAAGUUGUGGUUCGGGCCGAAGCUCACACUUGGCACCAGUCAUCCGGAGUUGGUGCAAAAAAUCGUCAACCAUCCGGACUGUAUCGAGCGGCCUCUGUUUUUCUACAAACAGCUUCGGAUGACGCAAGGGCUGCUGGUGGCUCGACAUGGACUCUGGAAGCAGCAGCGUAAGGCACUGAAUUCCACCUUCAAUCUGAAAAUUCUUCACAGUUUUAUACCGAUCUUUGAGGAGUGCAGUCGGAAAUUGGUGAAUCGUUUACAGAACCACGUAGGAUGUUCAAAACCUAUCAAUUUGGCACAGUUUGUGUCCCAAUGUACGCUGGAGAUGGUCUGCGGAACAACCCUCGGAAUGGAACAUUUGCAGCAGGAGUCCGGAAGUCGAUUUCUGCAUCAUAUUGAACGAGUGAUGGAUAUCAUGGGCGAACGGAUCUUGAGUAUACCCAUGCAGAUAACUGCACUUUAUUUCUUCACUCCUAUGUUCUGGCAGGAAAUGCACUCAUUGAAGAUGAAUCGACAGUAUGCUGCUGAGAUCAUCGAUGAAGGACGUCGAAAAAUGAAAGCAAACGAGCAAAGUAAUACAAUAGACGAGGACCAAGAUGGCUACCAUAAGCCGCAGAUCUUUCUGGAUCAGAUUCUGUCUGCAAAUCGAGCGGGGAAGCCUUUCGAUGAUGAAGAAAUUCAACACAACGUUCGUACUAUGAUUGCCGCUGGGAACGAUACGUCCGCACUGGCGAUAUCCCACUGCUGUUUGUGGCUCGCUAUGUAUCCGGAAAUCCAGGAACGCGUUCAUAGCGAAAUCAAGGUACAUUUCCCCUACUCCGACUCCGAGAUCACCCCGGAAGGACUGAAAAAGCUCACCUAUACCGAGAUGUGCAUCAAAGAAACGCUGCGUCUGACCGGACCUGCCCCCAAUAUUGCGCGAGAAACCUUGGCAGACGUGGAGCUUGAUGGACUGAUCGUCCCUAAGGGAACCACCAUUAUACUGAGCUUGUACGCUUUGCACCGAAGGCAGGAUGUUUGGGGCCCACAGGCAGAUCGUUUCAAUCCGGAUAACUUCGAUGAGGACAAAUGCAGAACCCGACCGGCUGGAGUUUUCAUUCCGUUCAGUACCGGGCCAAGGGAUUGCAUUGGUGGGCGGUAUGCAAUGAUCAGUAUGAAAAUCAUGAUCUUGUACAUUUUACGGAACUUUAGGUUGACAACUCAACUGAAACCGGAGCAGUUGCGGUACAAGUUUGGAUCAACUUUGAAACUAGCUUGUGACCAUAUGAUUCAAUUGGAGAAACGAGUGGAUUGAUCGAAGAAUGCAUUGAGAAGUCCAUAACUUAUGAUAUUUAUUUAGUAGGGAAUAGCAGGAGUAUACCAGAUUUCUCAUAUUCUUACGUAUUCAAUCCCUCUGAGCAGAAUCUCAUUAAAGAUAUUCAAAAAAGAA
Aedes aegypti (yellow fever mosquito) is the source of this 1852-nucleotide messenger RNA. RefSeq names its product cytochrome P450 4c21. The coding region runs from base 221 to 1717 and encodes 498 amino acids. The transcript is spliced from 5 exons. Gene Ontology annotation, molecular function: monooxygenase activity; heme binding; oxidoreductase activity, acting on paired donors, with incorporation or reduction of molecular oxygen. NCBI's taxonomy places the organism in Eukaryota, Metazoa, Arthropoda, Insecta, Diptera, Culicidae. The record is from RefSeq and is a predicted model, not a curated record.